AUGGUUUCGAGACAGCUACUAAAACCGGUAAUUACUGAUGUGAUGUUCAAAGGAAUGCAUUUUAUUAUUAUGGAUUCACCGGCCGCUGACACUGUUCAAACCUUCGCCAAGCUACUUCUUCGUAAGGAAUGUUCUCGGCUGCGAGUUUCCGACGUGAUCCGAGUGUGUGAGGACAAAUAUCCCAUCGAGCCAUUCGAGAAAGUGGGAAUUAAAGUUCACCAUUGGGAAUUUGAAGACGGAUCCUUCCCUCCUGACGACAUUUUGGAGAAGUGGUUCGAGCUCUUGCGGUUGCGGUUCUACGGUCCUAAAAAGACCCCGUCUGGUGAUGGGAACGGAAAUGAUAAUUCUCACCCAGGGUCUGUGGCUGUGCAUUGCUUGGCUGGCUAUGGAAGAGCUCCUGUUCUGGUAGCUGUUGCGCUGAUGGAAUUGGGAAUGUCCAAUCAAGAGGCCAUCGAGUUGAUUAGAUCCAAACGCAAAGGUGCUUUCAACGAUCGCCAGGUAGAGUCCUUGCGUAAUUAUCGAGCCAGAAAUCGGCUGCGCAAGAAUCUCCAUCAGUGCAUCCACCCACUCAUUCAGCAUCCGUCGGCGGAAUAUCUAGAAAGUCCUGUGAACUUUGGGCCACCGGAGUUACCUACGUAUACGUGUGGCCAAGGUGUCAACCCCGGCCACCCUCCCACCUACGCCCAUUGUGGUCACGGCUGUUUCAAUCAAUAUAAGCUGUCAUGUGGCUGA
This is a messenger RNA of Echinococcus granulosus, 732 nucleotides long. RefSeq names its product Protein tyrosine phosphatase type IVA 3. Gene Ontology annotation, molecular function: phosphatase activity. Gene Ontology annotation, cellular component: nucleus. The record is from RefSeq and is a predicted model, not a curated record. Gene Ontology annotation, biological process: dephosphorylation. The coding region runs from base 1 to 732 and encodes 243 amino acids. The transcript has 6 exons. Lineage: Eukaryota; Metazoa; Platyhelminthes; Cestoda; Cyclophyllidea; Taeniidae.